Messenger RNA from Oikopleura dioica, 846 nucleotides. The record is from the annotation of a GenBank genome assembly. Lineage: Eukaryota; Metazoa; Chordata; Appendicularia; Copelata; Oikopleuridae.
AUGAAGGUUGCUGCUGCGUUCAUCGCUCUUACCCACGCCACUGAGGAUCCCGACACUAACGGCCCUAACUGCUGGCCAGCCAACGAGCAUGCCCCUCAUUGCGGAUGCCAAUGGAUCACUAGAGACUAUCAAAUGAUCAAUCAUGAGUGCACCUUGGAAUUCGACGCUCCAGCCAACGUGAUUCAAAUGCUCACCGUCGCCUCUUCUUUCCCCAUUCCAAAUGCCACCGAUCUCGACGCCAACAGCUAUACCUGGACUGGUAUCGAAGGAAUGAGCCACGACAACAAGCACGACAUCGUUUACUUCUUCCGAAGGGAUCAAUGCUGGGAAGAAAAACUCAACCCCGACACAAACGAGACCGAACUUGUUCCCGUCAACAUGACUGCUGCUGCCGAGACCUGGGCUUCACCCUCCCUCGAUUGUGUUGAAAACGCCGACGGCGAACCCCACCCUGGACCACUCCUCGGCAACUUCAACUACGACAUCGCCCGAUCCCACCAGCAAUACAAUCUCCCAAUCUACGGACUUGACCGAUGGGACGACGCUGAACGAAAGCGACGAGGAGCCGACAUCGCUUGGAUCGAAAUCAACAGUCACACUUACCCAGGAGACCUCCCCAAGUACGAAGUCCUCAUCCAAAACGUCACUGCUCACCACGGCCACGGAUCUGUUACUCAUGAUGAUUGCACGACUAACGCAUUCCAGUACGAUGUUAUGGACGCCAACGGAAACCACAAUGGAUGGCUCGAAUAUGCUCAGUUCGAACUCUGUGAGCCGGAUCUCAGCGCUGGCGACUACGAUUACACCGUCCCAUCUUCCUGGACUUCUUCCGUUGUACUCAAGUAA